Messenger RNA from Batrachochytrium dendrobatidis JAM81, 555 nucleotides. RefSeq lists its product as uncharacterized. Gene Ontology annotation, cellular component: membrane; endoplasmic reticulum; endomembrane system. The transcript is spliced from 4 exons. The coding region runs from base 1 to 474 and encodes 157 amino acids. NCBI's taxonomy places the organism in Eukaryota, Fungi, Chytridiomycota, Chytridiomycetes, Rhizophydiales. The record is from RefSeq and is a predicted model, not a curated record.
AUGUCAACAUUCACUGCUGAGAAUAUUCUUUACAAUCCUGUCAACUGGAUUCUUUCUGUUCUGCUAGUGUAUGUUAUCAAAAAAACAAUGUUUUCAGAUACGACUACUGCUACUGCUCCCAAGCAUUCCAAGGUGAUUGAAUUGAAAUCGUUUACACCUGUAGAACUGGCUUACUAUAAUGGUGAGGAUGAAAAACCCAUCUAUAUGUCGGUCUCUGGCAUGGUGUUUGAUGUAUCAGCCGGUCGAAACUUUUACGGUCCAGGGUCGAUGUAUGAGACUUUCUCUGGUCGAGAUGCUUCCAGAGGGAUGGCCAAAAAUUCGUUUAGUGAUGAUGUAUUGGCAGAUAUUCAUGGCCCCAUCGAUCCUUUAGAAGAUCUCACUGAAUCAGAAAAAGAAUCAUUACAUGAAUGGACCCAGUUUUAUAUGGGAAAAUACAUUCAUAUCGGAACUCUGGUGGAAAACAAGGCAGUUUAAAAUAUUGUUUGUGUUGUCAUAGGCUUGUAUGUCGAUCCAUCUGUCCGAGAAUACGAUACUACAGAUUGACUAUACAAUGGA